Messenger RNA from Phaeodactylum tricornutum CCAP 1055/1, 1549 nucleotides. RefSeq lists its product with no specific name. The coding region runs from base 159 to 1424 and encodes 421 amino acids. NCBI's taxonomy places the organism in Eukaryota, Bacillariophyta, Bacillariophyceae, Surirellales, Neidiaceae. The record is from RefSeq and is a predicted model, not a curated record. The transcript has a single exon.
CAAAAUACUGUUUCCAAAAAAGCGAGAUAUCCGUUUGGAUUUGUGCCAUUGUGACGAUGAACUUAUGUGCUGCAUGAUUGUUGAAGGAUAUUGGAAUACGAGGGCACGGCUUUUGAGUAGUCUCAUCUCGAUUGUGUAGGGAAAAAAUUGUAUUUCGUAUGUUCAGUGCGAUACGACGUGGGCCGUCCCUUUUUUCUGGGCAAUGUCUUAGCACCGUUCUUUUCAAUCGCUAUAAUGUUGCGAUGAAGGAUAUUUUGGAACCAAAUCAAACACCUGUGCGGAGGAACUUUGCUGCAAAGCGCAACCCCAAGAACAAAAAACGACUACUGGGGAAAACGGUCCGUGAUCGCCAACGCCAACUUGUGGAAACCAAUAAACUUCCUCGAGAUGAAAUAUUUUCUAAAAAGAAGAUGUAUGCAUUGCUGAACACCGCAGAGAAUCGUAUAGGCUUUAUUCAGUCAAGAAUAUACUCCUUUUGGAAUCAAGAGCUAUUGAAAGAGUCCACCGAGGCUGCGCGGCCUCUUAAACCAAAGCUAGUAAUGGACACCCGCUGGUGGUUUUGGAAUAUAAUGUACGCAAUGUUACCUGGCCUGCUGUUCGCCUUGUACAGUGAACUUCGGGGAAAGCGUUUGAUGUAUGAGUUUUAUGAAAGACAAGAACUUGAACAGAUAAAGAAUGCCAUGGGCGAAGAAUUUGUGGAGGCCAAUAUGGAAAAAUUGAUACCCCCGAGGGAGGAAGGAUUUGUUGAGCAAGCUUCGAGGAUUGUUGGAGAGCUUUUUACACUAUUCCAAAGCUUGGCCACGGGCGAAAGAAAUGAAGCUGUCAGAGAAGUUUCGGAAAACGUUCAAAACACGUCACAGCCUGACUCGUUGAAGGCACGUGGGCAAAUCACGGUAUCAGAUACUUCUAAAGAAAAAGAAUCAUAUCAGCAUUCUGGAUCAGAUGAGAAAUACGAUAUACAAUCUCUUUUGGAUCGCAUUGAAAAACUGGAAGCUUCACGGGAGAAAGUUCUUCACGAUGAGAGAACUUUGCGACACCAAAAGCAGAGAGCACAGCAAAGCGGCAUUCACAAUCGUUUUGAAGACCAAAAAAUUUUGGAAUGGAAAAAAAUGCUGGAAUUGAAUAGCCAUCGCGAUGAAAAUUUGGGCAAUGACGAAAGCGAUGAUUGCACGAAGCAAAACAGUUGGCUUCCGCAAACGUUGCAGAAGUCGGUUGAGUCUGCUUUGAGCAUCAUAUCCAGCUCAGUACUUUCGGGAAACGACCAAGUUGAGGAAAAUGACCAAGAGGCACCUUCGGAAGCAAACAAUGAAAAUGGAUCAAACGGGACCGUUGCAAAUAGCCAAAGGCAGCCAAAGGACGCGGCAGAUCGCAAAGUCGACACUUCAAAGAAAGAGAUAACUCAUGCCGCUCCUGACAGUAGUUAAGAACCUUUACCGGAAAGGUUUGUCAUUGCGAGCAAUGGUGUCCCAGCUUUUGUUGCCGCUGGUAUUUCAGGUAGGGCACAAUCUAUUGGUAAUAAGCUCAUAAUAAAUUCAACAAAAGCACCCGG